AUGUCAAACUAUUAUAAAUUUUCAUCUAAUCAACAAGAAUUUUUCGAGACUCUAUAUGAAAUAACUAGUGAUGAUGAUAUUUCUAAUAUUUAUGCUAGUAACGAGUAUGAAAUUACUUGCUUAGAUGAAGAGAAGAGCUGUUCUCAAAGCUCACAAAAUCUAAAACGCAAACGAGAAGAGGAUGAUUCAAUUGACUUUGAAUCGCAAGAAAUGAAGAUAUUUCAAACAACAAGAAAGGUUUAUAAGAAACUCAAAGGUCAUUCAGAUAUUGACAAGAAUGAUUCAGAGACGCAAUUUUUGUGGUCUGAAUAUUAUCAUGUGUUUGGAAAAUUAAAUCCUUUAAGUGAAUUUGAUCGUAGUUGUGUGGGUAGAAUCUUGAAACCCAAGAAGAAAAUAAAGUUGAAACACGUGAAAAAGGUUGUUAAAGAUGAUUUAGAGGAAGGUGUUAUUGCUAAAAAUGAUAUUAGAUUUAUUGCGGGGAAUGCUGGAAUUACAAGAUCUGCGUUCAAGUAUUGCAGGCAUAAACGCAUUUUUGUUCUAGAAGUUUUAAAGACUGUAGAUGACGUUGUUGUGUUGUAUAAGCCUUUCAAACAUAAUAAAGAUGUCUUUUUAACAUAA
Molecule: messenger RNA, 618 nt
Organism: Dentiscutata heterogama
Lineage: Eukaryota; Fungi; Glomeromycota; Glomeromycetes; Diversisporales; Gigasporaceae
Source: the annotation of a GenBank genome assembly